AUGUUUCCAUUGGCGCUGCUACCAUUGGCAUUGGCUCUUUCGGCAACCGCAAGGGCGGCAAACGCAACAUACGAGUACAUAGUCGUGGGGUCAGGACCCGGUGGAGGUCCAUUGGCAGCCAAACUUGCACGAGCGGGCCACUCCGUACUGCUCCUCGAAGCCGGCGACGACCAGGGCGACAAUCCCAACAUCACCCAGAUUCUAAACUUCAACAAGGCGGGCAACGACCCCAAGACGAGAUGGGACUUCUUCGUAAAGCAUUCGGAUGACCUGGAACGCGAGCGCAAAUUCGAGCACUAUGUGUGGCGGCAACCCGACGGAUCGUUUUACGUCGGCAGGAGUCCCCCUUCGAACGCGACAGAGCUGGGCAUCUACUAUCCGCGCGCAGGAACGCUGGGCGGAUGCGCGAUGCACAACGCCGGCGUGUCAGCGAAUCCGCCGGAUGCGGAUUGGGACCACAUCGCGGAGAUAACGGGUGACGAUUCGUGGCGGGCGGAGAAGAUGCGCGAACACCUCGUGAGUCUGGAGAAUGCCGCAUACGCCCCGAAUGACACGACCCAUGGGCACAGCGGCUAUCUUACCCUUACCCAGGCGAAGGUGAACAUGGGCAACGGAUCGGAUGGCGGGACUAUGGUGCAGGUCAUGGCCGACGCGAUGGGCCUUGGUGGUGUUUCGCCGCAGCAGCUCGUGACUCGGGACAUGAAUGCGAAGGAUCCGAAUCGGGAUAUGAAAACCGGAAUCUUUGGCCAGCUUCGCCAUGCAGAUGCACAGGGCCGCCGUGUUGGUACAAAUACGUAUAUUCGGGCGACGCUUCAGGAUCCGGCGCAGUACCCAUUGACGGUUUCACUCAACUCGCUGGUUACCAAGGUCCUCUUUUCGAAUUCGACCACCGGUCCUACUGCGGUGGGAGUAGAGUAUCUGGAGGGCGCGAGCUUGUACAGUGCUGAUCCCAGAUUCGCCAAGAAUGCCACAAGGCAGGUCAAGCAGGUGACGGCAUCCCGCGAGAUCAUUAUCGCAGGCGGUGUAUUCAACAGCCCGCAGAUCCUGAAGCUGAGUGGCAUUGGGCCUGCGGAGGAGUUGAAGAAAUUUGACAUCCCAGUCGUCGUGGAUUCGCCAGGAGUAGGAGCCCGCAUGGCCGACAAUUACGAAACAAGCAUCAUAGGGCUGGCCUCAAGGGAUCUCAACAACGUCGGCGGCACCUACGCGGUGAUGCUGAAGUCGACCACAGCGACAACAACAAACAGUACCCGCGACCUCUACCUCUUUUGCGGCGCCUUCUCUUUCGAAGGGUACUGGCCCGGCUUUCCCACGGAGUACGGCAAGUCCGAGUACGAAUGCGCAGUGGUCCAUAUGGGCCCGCAUAGCCAAGCGGGAACCGUGACACUGCGGUCGUCUGAUCCUCGCGACAUGCCAGAGAUCAACUUCCGCUUCUACAACCAGACCGAGGAGGCGGAUCUCACAGCCAUUCUCGAUGGCAUUAAGCAUGCUCGCUCGGCUUUUGCAACGGCGCCAGACGGAAUCGCUCCGUUCAAGGAACUGCAUCCGUGCAAGUCUCCGAAAACAAACUGCACCGAGGCCGAGCAGAAGGAGUGGAUCAAGCUGAACACGUACUCGCACCAUGCGACUUCAUCAUGUCAAAUUGGCGGCGACGCGGACAAGAUGGCCGUACUGGAUAGCAAGUUCCGCGUCAGAGGGGUCAAGAAUUUGAGGGUGGUGGAUGCGAGUGCGUUUCCUAGAGUGCCCGGCGCGUUCCCCGUACUUCCGACGUUCAUGUUGAGCGAGAAGGCGUUCAGAGACAUCUUGGCUGAUCUCUAG
Molecule: messenger RNA, 1815 nt
Organism: Trematosphaeria pertusa
Lineage: Eukaryota; Fungi; Ascomycota; Dothideomycetes; Pleosporales; Trematosphaeriaceae
Product: GMC oxidoreductase
Exons: 1
Coding region: 1-1815 (604 amino acids)
Molecular function (GO): oxidoreductase activity, acting on CH-OH group of donors; flavin adenine dinucleotide binding
Source: RefSeq, a predicted model, not a curated record